Caenorhabditis angaria is the source of this 1679-nucleotide messenger RNA. The record is from the annotation of a GenBank genome assembly. NCBI's taxonomy places the organism in Eukaryota, Metazoa, Nematoda, Chromadorea, Rhabditida, Rhabditidae.
AUGAUUCGUUUUAUUUCAAGGCGAAGUAUAGGAACCACAAUGCAAGCUGCAUCCAUGGCUUCUCCAAUGAGUUCCAAUUCAGAUAUCGAUUCAUCAUCAGUUCGAAAAAUCGGAAAAGCCCUCGAAACAUAUUUGAAACACAGCAAACAAAAUAUUGCGAUGAUGGAAAAACAUCGAAGCGAAUUUGAAACUGGAAAAAGACAUUUGGCUAAAAUGAUGAGUUUAGAUAUUCAUGAAUUAGAUCAGAAAGCUAUUGAUAGGUAUUAUUUGUUGUUGAGUUAAUCAAUGUAAUUAAUUAUUUUCAGAGCAAUUGAAUAUUUAUUCCCAUCUGGUUUGACUGAUCCAAAUGCUCGUCCAGUAAUGCGUCCACCUGAUGAAAUUUUACCGCGAUUUCAAAGAUUCGAAUUCGAUGAAGAAGGUAGACCAGAAGGCUCGCGAUUUUUCACAUUAAACCCAAAAAUUUACGGAUUAUUAUCUGAAAUCGGAAUGAAAACACAAUCAGUUAUGAAAUUUUAUGAUGAACAUGUUGGAAGUCGAAAUGUCAACAAAAAUGAUUUAGAUGUUGCGUGAGUUAUUUUUUUUUUUAGCUUUUUGUUUGAAAAUAUUCUGUUUUGUUCAGAAACCUCAGCGGUUCACAAUGGAUUACACAUGAAAAAAUGAAGAAGAAGUUACAUGAAAAGUUUUCCAAUGAAAUGGUUAGUUUUGUUUUUAUUUCAUUUUCAAAAUUGAUAUUUUAAUUUCAAUUUUUAGUACGCUCAAAUUCUGAUCGCUUUCGAGAAUUUGGCACAACUUCAAGGAUCUUCAAUUGAACACAAGUUUUUGAUGGAAUAUCGAGAACCACUUACUGCUUCAACUGGUUCGAAACUUUUUGGUCCAUCAAUUCCAACUGUUCAAAUUUGCGCGGAGACAAAUCGAAGAUAUGCGGAAGUUGUGUAAGUUUUUUUUUGGGUCAUUAUGGAGAGAGGUCCAAAGAAUUGUUUAGGGGAGAUUUCCUAAGUUCAGGAUUUUCCCGAACUUCUAAGAGUUUUGAUUUUCAUCAUUUUGGAAUUGAUUAUUUUUGACAGAAUAAUAUAUUUCAAAAUUUAAAAAGUAAAAGUAUUGCUCACUUGAAAAGACAUGUUUUUUUUAAAUAAAAAUGAUUUAAAAUCAUUUUUUUUUGCAGAACUCAUUGCAAAGAUACCCGAACAACAGUUCGCGUUUUCGAUGCUGGAAAAGGAAAAUUCAACAUCGACGGAAUUGAUUUACACGAUUUCCGACAUCUUCAAUCAAGAGAAAUCCUUCUAGCCCCAUUUAUUGUUAGCUCAACGCUUGGACGAUUUGAUGUGAAUGCGACUUCGGUUUCGAUUUCUGCUGAAACACCAGAAGCUCCAAAUAGAAUACAGUAGGUUAAAAAAAAUGUUGAAUCUUUAAACUAAAGUUUUUCCUUCAGAAAAACUUCAAUUGGUGGUCAAAGUAGUCUUCCUCGCGCUGUUCGACAUGGAACAUCUUUAUGUAUUGCUGCUUUGAAUCCAGAAUGUACAGAGAAAUUGAGAUUAUGUAAGGGGUCCAGUUUUCAUUUUCGAAAUUUCAAUAUACCUGAUUUUUCAGCCGGACUUUUGACACUUGAUCCACGAAAGAAAGAACGUAGUAAAGUUAAUCAACCAGGAGCCAGAGCUAAAUGGAUUUGGAAACGUCGUUAA